Molecule: messenger RNA, 4758 nt
Organism: Anoplopoma fimbria (sablefish)
Lineage: Eukaryota; Metazoa; Chordata; Actinopteri; Perciformes; Anoplopomatidae
Product: calmodulin-regulated spectrin-associated protein 3-like
Exons: 19
Coding region: 1-4758 (1585 amino acids)
Biological process (GO): neuron projection development; negative regulation of microtubule depolymerization; cytoplasmic microtubule organization
Cellular component (GO): microtubule minus-end
Molecular function (GO): calmodulin binding; microtubule minus-end binding; spectrin binding
Source: RefSeq, a predicted model, not a curated record
AUGGUGGACUCUCCCGGCUCGAUGAGGAGAACCUUCCCGGUGCCGGAGAUCAAGCCGCUGGACCGGUACGACUUCACCCGGGCCAAGAUCCGCGCCAGCGUCCGGUGGCUGCUGUCGAAGUCGUACGGCUCUGCAGAAAACGUCCCCGUGGAGCUUCGGGAGCCGCUUUACAAAGACCAGUAUGAACAAGAGCACCUGAAGCCGGCCGUCUCCAAGCUGCUGCUCUCUCCAGAGAUCUACUGCAGAGCCCAGGCCCUGCUGGCACAGGGGGUCUCCCUGCCGGCGGCGCAGGGGUCCCCGGCGGACAACUCGGCCCUGCUGCAGUUCCUCAUCAAGAAAGGCGUCGCUCCGAAGGUCCAGGAUGUAGACGUCACCGAGGAGGACCUGAGCUCCGCCCCCAUCAAGACGAAGGCCCACCUCGCCCUGAUUGACGCUCUGAUGAUGCUGGCUGCCAGAGAGGCGGUGGGCCGGGUGAAGAUGGCGGUGGAGGCGGAGCAGAUGGGCGUCGGGGCUCCGUGGGAGAACGCUCUGCUCUUCUGGGUCAACAGGCUGAACCAGAAGCUGAGAGAAACCACAGAAGAAGAAGAGCCCACCAAGUCUCAGACCUGUACAGACCUGCAGACCGCUCAGGACACGUGUAACUCCAACCGCUGGUACUGGAAGCUAGUCCCCCAUGCUAUCGCUUUUUGUUUGAAGGAGUCGGGGAAUAAGCCUCCAGUGAUUCGCUAUAGGAAGGACAAAGUGCAGUCUAAGCUGACUCCUACUUUCCCUCUGGUUUCUGCGGUCAAAGAUCUGUCUAACGGCUGUGCUAUAGCUGCUGCGUUGCACUUCUACUGCCCCGGCCUGCUGCCUCUAGAGGAUGUUUGUCUGAAGGACACCAUGUCGGUGGCUGACAGCCUCUACAACCUGCAGCUGAUCAGAGACUUCUGUGAGAGCAGUUUACAGAGCUGCUGCCCCCUGGCUGUGGAGGACCUGCUCUACGCUCCACCCGUCCUGCAUCUGAACAUCAUGAGCUUCGUAGCUGAGCUGCUGGAGUGGUUUGAGGUUAAGAAGCCGGAUUUUGUUCAGCCCAUCCAACCCAUCGACCUCACAGAUGUCUCGGGGUUACUCGACUGUACAAGUCCUGUCAGCGGGAACAGCAACAGCGGUUCUCCUUCCUUCAUCUUCAAACAACCCUUUGUGCCCAUCUGCUCCCCAGUGUCACCAGAAAACAAGAGUUGGAGAAAGAAGCAAAUCAGUCGUCCUCUGUCAGCAGUGACUUUCAGCAUCCCAUUUGGGCUGGACAGUGAUGUUGACAUUGUCAUGGGAAACCCAAUAGAUUCUGUCUUUCGCUCUGUCAGCACUGACAGCCCCACCACCGGCAUCCCCGCUAUGACUUCACCGGUGACAUCGUCAGGGAUGACUUGUGUCCCGUACAGCCCUCCAGAGGAGCUCAGCCACCUGGUCAGCGCUUCUGCUCCGUCGCAGCGCUCUUCCUGGGGUCCUUACGCUCACACAACGCCACUGGGAGAGCUGCCAACCAUCGAGGAGGCGCUACAGGUGGUUCAUAGUCCAAGCAGCAAAGAUCGGAGGAAGGUAAGGAUAGCAGAGAAAGGUGGAAGAGGAGUGCUGGGAGGAAGGCCAGAGCCCAGGUUACGUCCAGAAGGAGCCCCUGCUGGUUUCUUUCUACACUCCCCUGUGGAGGAUAAAUCCCAGCUCAGUAGCUCUGCUCCCUCUCGCUCUGGAGUCCUCUACCGGCCUGUUGGCGGGGAAGUGGGUGACACUGAAAGGCAAGGAAGGGGAGAGAGGAGGGAGCGAUCAGGACGCGCUUCCGAUAUGUCACGUGACGACGACUCCGUCCUACGAGAUGGCAGCGUUGACUCCUCCGAAGCAUCGGAUGAUACCCCUAGAAACGCGCCUGGUAAUAUUCGUCCCAGUAACGGUCGCCAGGGGAACAACAGCACCAGCAACAGUCCACGCAUGACAAGCUUUGCUGAGCGGCGAGACAGCAGAAGAAGACAUUCGGCUGCUCCCGGGGAGGAGUCGGCCUCUGCUCCGACCCCAACCACCCCAGGAACUCCAAACACACCCUCCACCCCAGCAGGGGCACCUGGCCGCCAGGACAGCCCCGGUCCCAGAGGGCCCGAGCCGGGCUCUGAUGCCUGGGAGUUGGGGACUCGUCUGGAGGAAAAACGCAAAAGCAUUGAAGCCCAAAAAAGACGCAUUGAAGCCAUCUUUGCCAAACACAGACAGAGGCUCGGAAAAACAGCUUUCCUUCAACUGAAGAAAGAGCAAGGAGAGGGAGGAGGGGAGGGAGCCGAGGGGGAUAAUAUCACCCUGGAGGAACGCCUCACUUGUAUGGAGGAGCAACUGAAAGAGGAGGAGGAGAGGGAAGAGAAGGAAAAGAAGGAGAAAGAAAAGGAUGGAGAGAAGGAGAAGGAGAAACCAUCUGUUCCCAAUCCUCCUCGGUUAGAAAAGCAGGUCACUUUUUCUAUCGAUAGUAAGAACGGGGCAGAGAAAGAGAAAGGAGGCGAAGCUGUCUUUGUGGAGUACAAUGAAGUGGUUCAGAAACUAAGUGAAGCUCUGCAGUCACUUCAAAAGGACAUGCAGAAACUUACAGAACAGCAACAGCAGCUCAUGAGUAAUCAAAGACCCAUAAAUACACCCAAAACAACUCCAAAAUCAACACCUAGUGCUGCCAAAACCCCUCCUCACACCCCAACAAAGACGCCACCAAGAACCCCGACAAAGACUCCUACGAGGAGUACCAGUAAAGCUCUGGUGAUUCCUGCUCCCAGUGGCCCUGCUGCCUCCUCCCCGUCACGACGUUCGCACCUUCAUCCUUCUUUAACUUCCCCAAAGACUAUCCUCUCCUCUUCCUGCCCGGCUCCUCGUACAAAGAUCCACUCCUCCUCCACUCCCCGCAGCCCAAAGCACCACCCGCGUGCCCAACAUCAGCCUCACCCGCGGCCUUCCGAACUCAAGUUUCCCCCGCUCAACCGCGCCUUGGCACCGACCCAUAAUGUGGACACCCUCCCCCACUUGCGGCGGGUAUCCCCAAGCAAGUGUCAGGUUCAGACCUCCUCCUCAUUUCGUAUCGGUGGGCCUCGGACUCCUCAAGACCGUCCUCAGACUACCCAGCAGCCACAGCCUGAUGAAAACACCUCGGACACAGCAUCUAGCGAGACUCCGACUCAGUUCAGCUUGGAGCUGGAGGACUCCGAAGCUGUCGGAGGGCUUCUGGUUUUCCCACAGCCCGGACAAGAUCGUCCAACGGCUGCCGGUGGAAGCAGCUCUGGCGCUCCUUCUGAGUGCUCAUUUGGGAGCGAGACUUUGUCUCUUUCUACAGCGUUCAGCGCAGGAGGAGAAGGCGGGAGAGGUGGAGGUGGAGGGAAGCGCUGCAGCCUGAUGGAGGCCUCACUGUCUUCUCUUGGAGGGCCAGAGGGGGGCAGUGAUGUACCAACUGAUGAAGGGCAGGAGUUUUCCUCUGAUUCUAUGAGCGACCACACAGAAUCUGCUGUGGAACCUGCUAGAGGACUCGCUGCAGAACCUUUAGACCCCAUAGAGCAGCUGAAUCUGGCAACAGGAGCCAGCGAUUUGCCAGAACAACAAACGGAAAGAGAACAGACAAGACAGACCCAAACUCUGGAACCGAGUGCAGAGCAGAAUGAGCCUGCGGCAAGAGGUGGAAUUGGAUUCUUCUUUCAGGAUGAGGUACAGAGUGAAGGGGAGAUGACCCAGCGUAGAGCUUUGCUGUUGGAAAAACAGCAGAAGAGAACCGAGGAAUUGAAGAAGAGGAGACAGUGGAAUGAGCAAGAAAGGGAAAACAGACCAGCAUCCUCAGAAAGAAAGGUGGCAUCUCCCUCCAAUACACCUCCUGCAGGCAUGACCUCACCUUCCCCCACACCUCCUGCUACACCAGUCCGGCGGGGAAAUUUCACGCGAGUGGAGUAUGCACGGCGGCAUCAGCUCAGGAUCAUGGAGGACUUGGACAAAGUGCUUCGGCAGAAAUCAACCAAUCAAGGACGAUCUUCCGCCAAGAAAACCCGCUCCCGUCCUCGCAGCAUGACGAGGGAGGAAACACAGCUGUCUCUGAGUCCAGCCAAGGGAACAACUGGCUCUAAAUUGACCAAAGUCUACUCUAACUCCUCCCUCAACCUGGCAGUAACGGAUGAGUCAGGAAACAGAUGUGGUGACCUAGCUAAGAAACCCAACAGCCGCCCUGAUUCUCCUUCAGGAUGUUUGACACCAAGUAAGCUGGCAAAUCAGAACGGAGAUAAAGACUGGGAGUCUGGUUCCAAUGGAACCUCGCCUGCCCCAGAAUACACAGGUCCAAAACUCUUCAAAGAACCAAGCUUCAAGUCCAAUAAAUUCAUCAUCCACAACGCUCUGUCUCGCUGCUGCCUCGCUGGAAAGGUCAACGAAACCCAAAAGAACAAGAUAGUUGAGGAGAUGGAGAAGAGUCCCGCCAACCACUUCCUCAUCCUCUUCCGUGAUUCCAGCUGCCAGUUCCGGGGCGUUUACACCAUGAACACCGACACCCAGGAGCUUGUGCGAUUGGCUGGCGUAGGCCCGCGGACGAUUGGCUCUACCCAGGUGGAGUCCAUCUACAAAUACAGUUCAGACAGGAAGCAGUUUAGUGCCAUCCCCUCUAAAACCAUGGGCAUGAGUGUGGACGCCUUCACUAUCCCCGGCCAUCUUUGGCACGGAGGAGGCGCAGCAGGAGGAGGAGGAAGCCGGAGGGCUAGCAUUACUAAGAAGGCAGUCAUUUCUAAGUGA